UCCGCUCGAAAGAACUCGCUUACCCAGAAUCCCCCGCGACGCCUCAACUUACAGAACUGGCUUCUUGGGCUUCGGGAGUGUUUCCCAUUUAAACAAACAGUGCCGAAGAUGGCGGAGAGUUAACGGUGUAAAGAAGAAAUUAUCGAUCCGGCAGAGAGAUACGUCCACAAGACUUCAUUGACCAGCCCACAUAGGACCACGCCCCCAGAGAGCUGGGAGGGGGGAUUAGAUCGUCCAUCAUCUCGGCGCCGUCACAAGGUGCUGAUAUGUGUACACGAUGAGCGGACUGGGGGAGAACUCCAUGGAGCCUCUGAGCUCAGAAAACCGGAAACGCAAGCUCUCCACUUGCGACACGCCUGGUCUGGGGUGUGAAAGGAAGCGACGGGAGCAGGAGAGCAAAUACAUUGAGGAGCUAGCCGAGCUGAUCUCGGCCAACCUCAGCGACAUCGACAGCUUCAACGUCAAACCAGACAAAUGUGCCAUCCUCAAAGAGACAGUACGGCAGAUCCGACAGAUCAAAGAGCAGGGAAAAGCUUCAUCCAAUGACGACGACGUCCAGAAGUCAGACGUGUCCUCGACAGGUCAAGGGGUCAUUGACAAAGACCACCUGGGGCCACUCCUGCUGCAGGCUCUAGACGGCUUCCUGUUUGUGGUGAACCGGGAGGGCAGCAUCGUGUUUGUGUCGGAUAACGUGACACAGUACCUGCAGUACAAACAGGAGGAGCUAAUAAACACCAGCGUGUACAAUAUUCUCCAUGAGGACGACAGGGAGGAGUUCCACAAGAACCUGCCCAAGACCAACAUAAAUGGAGUGUCUUGGGGAAGCGAGGCGGCCCGACAGAAGAGUCACACCUUCACUUGCCGGAUGCUGGUCAAGUUUGGCCACGCCCACGGCCCCAUGGAAGAGGGGCCAGGAGGGCCACGCUACGAGACCAUGCAGUGUUUUGCUCUUACCCAGCCCAAGGCCAUGAUUGAGGAGGGGGAAGACCUUCAGUCAUGUAUGAUCUGUGUGGCCCGUCGGGUUACAGCCAUGGAGAGGACGGAGAGUUUCAAUACACGGCAUGAGCUCUCGGGUAAACUGAUCCAGAUCGAUCAGAACUCUCUGCGAGCGUCGAUGCGUCCAGGCUGGGAGGAUUUGUUGAGGCGUUGCAUUCAGAUGUUCCUUCAGCACAGUGACGGGCAACCCUGGUCGCACAAACGCCACUACCAUGAGGCCUUUCUGCAGGGUCACGCUGAGACACCUUUGUACCGCUUCUCCCUGUCCGAUGGCACUCCAGUCACAGCCCAGACCAAGAGCAAACUCUACCGUCACCCCAUGAGCAACGAGCCGCAAGGCUUCAUCUCCACUCACCUGCUACAGAGGGAACCAAACGGUUACCGCUCAGCUCAGGGUGGGAGCAUGAUGCCAAACACUAUGAGGCAACAGGGCAUGGGGGGCCCCAACCCAAAUGCCCAAAUGAACAUGAACACCGGUGGUGGGAUGGGGAUGGGAGGCAUGGGCGGCAUGAACAGGGGCUUCGGUAUGAAUGAGCAGGGCCACAUGGGUCACAUGGGUCCGAUGGGAGGCGGCUCAAUGUAUGGAGGGAACGGUGGAGGAGGGGGAGGAGGAAGUGGAGGUGGAGGCAUGGGCAACCGCAUGAUGCAGAUGAAUCAGAUGGGGCAGAUGAAUCAGGUCGGACACAUGAAUCAGAUGAAUCAGAUGGGUCCCAUGAAUCACCCGGGUCAAGGCAUGCAGCAGCACCCUCAGCAGCCCCCGUUUCAGAGCAGUGGAGGGUUCGGGCUGAGUGGCAUGAAUAGCCCCUCAGGAAGCCCCAGGAUGGGCGGCCCCCAGCAAGGACUGUUGAUGUCACCGAGGAACCGAGGGAGCCCGAAGAUGGGCACAAACCAAUUCUCACCUGGAGGCAUACACUCUCCCAUGAGUGGCAUUGUCAGUGGUGGAGGAAGCGGAGGCAGCACCACCACCUUCUCCAGCAGCUCCCUAAAUGCUCUACAAGCGAUCAGUGAAGGAGUCGGGAGCUCCCUUCCCUCAACCCUAACAUCCCCCUCGCCAGCCCUUAAACCAGACAGUUCCCCCAGCGUCCACUCCUCCUCCUCUUCCUCUCAGCCCAGUCAGCCGGCUAAACCAGGCCAAGAUGGCUCCAAAAGCCCAGCAGGAGGCUUAGGGCCUGGGCCCACCGACCAUCACCACCCCAUGCACCAUCACCACCAUCAUCAGCAUCCUCAGGCUGAGAGUUCUGUAGACCGACCGGACAGCCAGGCAGCUACAGCGACUAAAGAGCCUGGAGAGGGGAGCAAUGAGGCAGGAGUGGCGAGCUCUGAACCCUCUCGGAGGGUGCCAGACAGUAAGGGGCAUAAGAAGCUGCUGCAGUUGUUGACUUCCCCAACUGAGGAGCUGGGAAUAGGUGGCAGUGGGCCAACAGGGCCCCCUGUACAACCCCCACCAACUAGUAGUAGCACCCCUGUAGGCUCAGACAGUAAGGACCUCACAGGAGGCAUAACUAGCCCCUCAUCUACUGGGGUGUCCUCCUCUUCUUCAGCCAAUGCCAAUCCAGGCCAGGUGACUGGGCCAGGGGGCGUUUCAACAUCGCUAUCAUCGGCCCACUACACAGGCUCACUGCAAGAAAAGCACAAGAUCCUCCACAAGCUUCUUCAAAAUGGUAACACCCCAGAUGAAGUCGCUAAGAUCACGGCUGAAGCUACAGGAAAGGUUUCACAGGGGGGCCAAGAGGCCGGUGAGGCUGGUACAGGAGGGUCGGGGGCCGGGGCUGGCCCUGGGAUGAUCACAGAGCCCAAGCAGGAGCAACAUAGCCCCAAGAAGGAGAAGACCCACGCUCUCCUGCACUACCUCCUCAACAAGGAUGAUUCCAAAGAGCCAGCCGAUGUCAAGCCUAAACUCGAAGAGUUAGAGGGGAAGGGAGCCCUCGGGGCCGCUGGCGGCCCUGCACGUGGAGGUCCUGGAUCUGGGCCGGGCCCUACACCCGAACAUCCUGAGAGCAAGAUCAAGUCAGAGCCGCCUGAUGACUUGCAUAAUCUAGAGUCUAUCCUCGGAGAUUUGAGAGGCUCAAGCUCUGACUUUUACCCGGAUCAGCCUGGAGGUGGAGGGGCAGGGGCUAACGAAACAGGAAACAAACCCCAGGGUUGCCUUGAUGACAGUCUGCAGGGGAGUCCAGGAAUAGGUCCGGGGCCUCGGGGGCCCUUCCAGAGGGCCAUGUCCAUGGACGGGAAGCCUCCAGGUGGGCCUGGAGGAGCUGGUAGACGCCCCAUGCUCAUCAAACAGGAGAAUAUGAUGGGCAGUCCAGACGGCUACCCGGGAAACAUGGGACCAAUGAGUAGGGGCAUGGUUCCCCAGAGGUCUCCCAUGGGAGGGUCAGGGGACUGGGGCAUGCCCCGUUCCAGUGCCAGCCCUGUAGGGUCAGCAGGGCACCCCUCCAUGAUGCGCCCCGGCAUGGAGUACAACAAUAGCAAGGGCAUGAUGUCUGGACCUAUGGUCAGCCGCUCUAACAGCGUACCAGGCACCAGGUCUAUGCUACAGCAACAGCUCAUGGAAAUGGGAGGCUCUGCAGACAUGGGCAUGGGUAUGAGCCCCUUCAGCCAGCAGGGCCAGCCCAACCAGUCCCCGUCUUGGCCAGAUCCUAUAAUGGGCAUGGAGGGUAACAGGCGCCAGUUUGGCAACACUUUAGACGAUCUCCUGGUGCCUCCCACCACGAGUGAGGGUCAGAGCGAUGAGCGGGCGCUUCUGGACCAGCUGGACUCUCUGCUGAACAACACAGAUGGCAUCGCUCUGGAGGAGAUAGACCGAGCCCUGGGCAUCCCAGACCUCGUCAGCCAGACCCAGGGAGCUGAGCAGCAGAUGGAGCCUUUUCCAGGGCAGGAGCCAUCCAUGGUGUUGGACCAGAAGCCUCACUAUGGACAGGGCUAUCCUGGACCCCCUGCCAUGCCUAUGCAGUCUGGCUAUGGAGGUAACCCCAUGCAGGGACAGGCCCAGCAGGGAGGGUUUGGGCCUUUGCUUUCUCAGAUGGGCCAAGGUGGCAGUUUCCCUGGUAUGGGUGGAAUGGGCGGGAUGGGACACCCGCGUGCCAACAUGAUGAGACCCAGGAUGAUGACUGCCAACAAGCCAAUGAGGCUCCAGCUGCAACAGAGGCUGCAGGGACAGCAGUUUAUGAAUCAGACGCGGCAGGGGAUGGGGAUGAAGAUGGAGAACCCGGGAAGCAACCCUGGCAUGAGGCCCGGCAUGCAGCCUGGAAUGGGAGGACAGCCGGGCUUCCUCAACGCUCAGAUGAUGGCGCAGCGCAGCAGGGAGAUGGUCACCAUGCAGAUGAGGAGGCAGCGCAUGAUGAUGCUGAUGCAGCAGCAGCAACAGCAGCAGCAAGCAGCCGCUGCUGCAGCUGCGGGGGGAUUCAGUCCGCCUCCAAACGUAACGGCUCCUGUUGGCAUGGAGAACCCCAUGGGAGGGCCAAACAUGGGCCAGCCGGGCCCCCAGCAGUUUGGCUACGGUGGGAGUUACGGGAUGGGCCAGCAGGGAGACCCCUCGUUUGGCCCAUCAGGCGGCAGUCCUCCUAACGCCAUGAUGCCCGGUCGUAUGGGACCUCAAAACCCCAUGAUGCAACAGCAUCCACAGGGCGGUCCAAUGUACCAGGGCGCAGAUAUGAAAGGCUGGUCGCAGGGAGGCAUGGGACGCAACAGUUCAUACCCUCAGCAGCAGUUUGGGCAGCAGGGACCACCGGGGCAGCAGCAGUUUGGGCAACAGGGGAAUCCAGGACAGUACGGAGCAAUGAUGAUGAAUGGGGGGAUGCCAGCCAGUGGAGGAGGAGGUCACAUGGGCCAAAUGGGAGGGCAGAUGGGUAUGAACCCAAUGGUGAUGGGACGUAUGCCUAUGGGGCCUGAUCAGAAAUACUGCUGAGCAUCGUGACAGAAGCAUUUGUCUCACUGUGAUCUCCAUUCAGAGACAGGACACGGCUGCAGGACUGGAGUGUGUGGAGGACCAGGCGGUGUGUGUUUGUGUGUGUCAUUGUGUGUGUGUCUGUAUGUAGUGCUGCACUCCCACCAAACGGGGGAGUGAACUUCCUUUGGACUCGUGGCCAGUAAUGUCUGGCUACCUGGAGGAAAACAUGUUGCAUACAUACGUGUAAACACACAGUGUUCAUAAAAAUCAGAAACACUGUGACACAUUUACACUCACAAACACACGAAGACUCCUCGUAGACUGUAGUUUCCCUCUCUUUAUGAGCGAUGUGUGUGUGCCUCAGUGAACACACACCACAUGCUCGACCAAACAGUGAAGGUGGACCGACACUUGAGCAGAUCACAGAUUCGGACAGCGGACGUGUUAAGACACCCCCCCCUCCCCAUCCUUUGUCGAAUGUACCACGAAGCUGUGCUCAGAUUUAAAAUGUGGGAUUCCUCUCUUGUUUCUGAACUUUGUGGGAUUUUUUUAUCCACCACCGUCGCCAUCGCCGCCUCCUCUCUGCUGCUCCUAAAGGAUCUCCGCGUACUUUAAAGUUAAAAAACAAAACAACAAAAAAAACAGUUCUAGAUCACGAGCCAUCAGAUUGUGACACUCAGAUGAAUGUCAUUAAGCAGUAGCACAUUGUUUCGUCCUCCAGCGCGCACCGCUGGGCUAAAGUACGACUGAAUUACUUGUUGGCUGUUUGCACUUUAAGGAAAGGCCAACAUCAAAAAAGGAUUGUGGCAAUAUAGAGGCCUUUACCGAAGAAUUAAUUAAUAGCAGCAGACAUUUACUGUGUAUUUUUGUGUGUGUGUGUGCAUGUGUGUGUGUGCGUGUGUGUGUUCUCAAAUUUUCCCUCGACGGGGGGCUUUUGAUUGGAAAAUGGGUAACCGUGAUGAUCUUUGUUCUAAAAGUGGGAACCAGUAGAAAGGCAGUAAGCACAGAUUUUAUCCAACUCCCGUCUACAAUGAACCGAUUUAUUACAGCAAGAGAAAUGAAACCGUUUUUAACUCAUUUUAAAAUCACUGUUGAGACAAACAGACUUCUAUUAAUGUUCAACAAACUCCACUUAUAUUUAUACAGAUUCACAAAACAAAGACACGAUCAUUUUAUCAUUCCAGAGGUGAUUUUUUGAAUCCAGAUAUUUUUGGUUACCUCACCGAUUUACAGUGUUACCUACUAGAGUGCAGAAAUGAAAUUUGAUCAUUGCCAAUUAUAAGAUUACGUCUAUAUGAGCUUACACUAUUAAGAGAAAUGUUAGAUUUCAGUGUAGGCGUGCAGAUUUCUAGCAAUAAUCCUUCCUCCUGGUUUUCCUCUGAGGGCAAAGCUGAAGUAUCAUUUACUCGAAGCGACGGCACUGCAGUAUUAGACAUGAUGUCUUGUUUGGAGCUUUUUUUUUUCUUUGGUCUGUGAAUAUGAAUUGUAAAUACGCUUCAAAUGUACUAUAUAUAAAUAUAUAUAUGCUUUUGUAGGUCACAUACUGUUUUUGCACAGAUUGUAAGGCUUGAUAUUUAAAAGUGUAAUUUUCUUAAACCGUCAUAGGUCAGCUUUUAUUUUCAAUACUUUAACCAUCGGUUGGAAAAGGAAGGGCCUCCUUGUUUUUUGUUAUAUUUUGUACGAAGCAGUACGUGUAGAUUUCCUUUCAUACUGCCACUUUCUUUCUCUUUAUUUUCUGAGGAUAUAGUCUUAGCUAAAGAGGUGCUAGUGUGUAAAUCUUUUUAAAUAAAUUAUUUUUCUUUUGUCAAAAAAACAAACAAAAAAACACAAAAUAUGCCUAUACAAAAAGAGGCCCGGAUGUCUUACUAGUAUGUGACGGUGGAGGGAGGGGGGGGUGGAUAUUUUCUGAACCUCAUGCUUCCAUGUGUGACUUUUAAGUUUCACUCCUGAGAUUUUGUCUGUGCUUUUGAAUUUAGCAGAUUUGAUCGUUCAGCCUCAGAUACAAGACUUUGGAAAUCACCCAGUGUAUAACUGUCCAUUGUUUGUUUGGUUUGUACGCAGAUGUUUAAUCCUCAUGGAAGCAACAGAAGACAUCAUUUGAAUCCCUUAUUGCCUGUUAAUCUCUUGACAGGUUGUUUUUUUUCUUUACAUUUAACUCUGCCUUUGUAUUUCCUGUGAAGCUUUUUGUUGAGAAAUCUACCUUUUUGAACACACGCUCAAUCCAAAGAUUUUUGUUUGUCAUUCUGCAGUGCGUAGAAACAGUUCCUGACGUAGAUCGUGCACGUACUCGUGUGCUUUUACUGUUGCACAUAACCUAUAAUAUACAUUGAACUUAAAUAUGUUUAAUUGCAUAUAUUAUAUCCCCCAUCCGUAUGACAUAGAGUAGACAUGAGUCUGGUUCUGCUGAGGUGGUUUGAGUUUUUUUUGUUUUUUUGUUUGUGAUUGUUUCUUCCUUUCUGUAGAGCUCAUGGCCAGUUGAAUUGUGGUGCUGCAAACGGUUAUUUCACAAGAGAUUGUUGAGAUUUUCUAAAAUGGAAAAGGAGGUUUCAUGAUUGAUGUCAUUAUGUCUCAGAAUAAUAGCUUGGAGUUGUUUCUUUUUUUUUCUAACCCUGUUCUCAAUGAAGAAAGUUUAAUCCUACAAAUAUUUAAAAAAAAAAAAAUCCAAAAAAAAUCUGUGUUUUGCUUUAAAGGAACGAAACUCCUCUCGGUGCGUCAUCUGCGCUUAAAAAAAAGAGGAAACACAUCUGGGAAACAUACAGUCAUUAUUACAGGAUGUAAAAUACUAUUGCAAUUUUUUUUCUUACCUUGUUUCUUGAUGUUAAUAUCGAUGUAAAUACAAAUUUAUAUUUAAACAUUA
Molecule: messenger RNA, 7739 nt
Organism: Larimichthys crocea (large yellow croaker)
Lineage: Eukaryota; Metazoa; Chordata; Actinopteri; Sciaenidae
Product: nuclear receptor coactivator 3
Exons: 23
Coding region: 278-4900 (1540 amino acids)
Biological process (GO): positive regulation of transcription by RNA polymerase II; cellular response to hormone stimulus
Cellular component (GO): nucleus
Molecular function (GO): protein dimerization activity; nuclear receptor binding
Source: RefSeq, a predicted model, not a curated record